Molecule: messenger RNA, 1652 nt
Organism: Arachis duranensis
Lineage: Eukaryota; Viridiplantae; Streptophyta; Magnoliopsida; Fabales; Fabaceae
Product: developmentally-regulated G-protein 2
Exons: 11
Coding region: 148-1347 (399 amino acids)
Biological process (GO): cytoplasmic translation
Cellular component (GO): cytoplasm
Molecular function (GO): GTPase activity; GTP binding
Source: RefSeq, a predicted model, not a curated record
CACUCCCUUCUCUCUCUCUCUCCCUCUCUCGGAGGUUGCCUAAUACCUUCGCUCACUUUUGUUUUCUUCAUAUAAUAGAUUGCACCUUUUCCAUAAAAAAGAAGCAUAUAAUUCAGCAUAGCUGGGUAGACGAAAUAGCAAGGCAGAAUGGGUAUCAUUGAGAAGAUCAAAGAGAUUGAAGCCGAGAUGGCUCGGACUCAGAAAAACAAAGCCACAGAGUAUCAUCUCGGGCAGCUCAAGGCAAAGAUAGCCAAGUUAAGGACACAAUUGUUGGAGCCUCCAAAAGGAUCUAGUGGAGGAGGAGAGGGAUUUGAAGUUACAAAAUUUGGCCAUGGGCGUGUUGCACUGAUUGGAUUUCCAAGUGUGGGAAAGUCAACUCUUUUGACAAUGUUAACGGGCACACAUUCAGAAUCUGCAUCUUAUGAGUUCACAACUCUUACUUGCAUUCCUGGCAUCAUACACUAUAAUGAUACUAAAAUCCAGUUGCUUGAUCUUCCUGGAAUUAUCGAGGGUGCUUCUGAAGGCAAGGGACGUGGGAGACAGGUUAUUGCUGUUGCUAAGUCUUCCGACAUAGUAUUGAUGGUUCUUGAUGCUUCAAAAAGUGAGGGUCAUAGGCAAAUAUUGACUAGGGAGCUUGAAGCUGUGGGCUUGCGGUUGAACAAGAGACCACCUCAGAUAUAUUUCAAAAAGAAAAAGACUGGUGGCAUCUCAUUUAACAGCACUCUGCCUUUGACUCAUGUGGAUGAGAAGCUUUGUUAUCAGAUUCUGCAUGAAUACAAAAUUCACAAUGCAGAGAUUCUUUUCCGGGAGGACGCCACAGUCGAUGAUCUCAUAGAUGUCAUUGAAGGAAACCGUAAAUACAUGAAGUGUAUAUAUGUCUACAACAAGAUAGAUGUUGUUGGUAUUGACGAUGUGGACAGACUAGCCCGCCAACCUAAUUCUGUUGUCAUUAGCUGCAAUUUGAAGCUGAACUUAGACAGAUUACUUUCAAGGAUGUGGGACGAAAUGGGUCUGGUUCGAGUUUACACAAAACCCCAAGGGCAGCAGCCUGAUUUCUCUGAUCCUGUGGUUCUUUCCGCGGAUAGAGGUGGCUGCAGUGUAGAAGACUUCUGCAAUCACAUACAUAGAAGUUUGGUGAAGGAUGUGAAGUAUGUUCUCGUCUGGGGUAUAAGUGCAAGGCACUACCCUCAACAUUGUGGCCUUAGUCAUGUUCUUCGCGACGAAGACGUGGUUCAAAUCGUUAAGAAAAAGGAAAAGGAGGAGGGAGGAAGGGGCCGAUUCAAGUCACAUUCCAAUGCUCCGGCUCGGAUAUCUGACAGAGAAAAGAAGGCACCACUUAAGACAUAAUUUUAUGAAAGCGUGGUUUUUGAAAAGUUACUACAGGCUAAAGGACAUAUAUAUCCAAAGCAAUGGACUUUUUUGAGUGCUCUUGCUGCAUAGGGAUCAAGUGCUCUUCAUGCGAGCUCCUACUUUGUGAAGUCCUAGGUUGUAGCCACCCAUGUGUUGUAAUCCCCCCACCCACACCCCCUUUCUUUCUUUCUCUCUUUUUUUCUUUUAUAAUAAUUUCUAUUGUUUGUGAAUCUUGCAUCUGACUUGAAAAAUGAAAUAGAGAGCAAAAGAAACCUGUACUGCAUCUUGAAAAUUUGCUGUCA